CACCGGGUGUGAAGGGGGCGUGUUAUGAUAAUCCUAUUAUUUUGCUAGUUUCUGUCUCGAAUACCUUCCAUCUAUCUAUAUUUAUCGCAGUUUUUGGUCGGUGGGGAAGAUAUUUUAACAUAAUAAAAGCAGAAACUUGCUAACAUUUGGAACAGUUUGUGUUUAGCUUAGCCGAACAAUGCUAGCUAGCUAGCAGAGUAUAUUGUACGAACUACCAGUGUUAUCUUUUUUUUUAUUAUUUAAACUUUACUUUAAACCUUUUUGCCUUUCUUUUGGGAAACUUUAUACGCGUUUUCAAAAUUUAAUAGCUCUAUUAGCGGAAGGCUGCCAUUAAUAAUGUCGUUAACAGAGGAAAAUUUUACGGAUGAGUUGCCCUGAGAACUGACCCUCUGUCAGAUGAGUUCCUAGACAAAAUGUCCUGCAAAUCAACUAAAGUGGCGCCCAGUGUUGAUUUUGACCACAGCUGCUCGGAUAGCGUGGAGUACUUGACGCUCAACUUUGGCCCAUUUGAGACAGUACACCGCUGGAGAAGGCUCCCUCCAUGUGACGAGUUUGUGGGAGCAAGACGCAGUAAGCACACUGUCGUGGCGUACCGGGAUGCCAUAUAUGUGUUUGGAGGAGACAAUGGGAAAAACAUGCUGAAUGAUUUACUUCGCUUUGAUGUCAAGGACUGCUCUUGGUGUCGAGCUUUCACCACUGGAACUCCACCAGCUCCAAGAUACCACCACUCUGCAGUGGUCUAUGGCAGCAGCAUGUUUGUCUUUGGGGGCUACACAGGAGAUAUUUAUUCAAAUUCAAACUUGAAAAACAAAAACGACCUUUUUGAGUACAAGUUUGCCACAGGACAGUGGACCGAGUGGAAGGUGGAGGGAAGCUUGCCAGUGGCCAGAUCUGCACAUGGUGCCACAGUGUACAAUGAUAAGCUGUGGAUUUUUGCUGGAUAUGAUGGGAACGCCAGGCUGAAUGACAUGUGGACAAUCAGUCUGCAAGACCGAGAACAUGCAUGCUGGGAAGAGAUUGACCAGAGUGGGGAGAUUCCUCCUUCUUGCUGUAACUUCCCUGUCGCUGUCUGCCAGGAUAAGAUGUUUGUGUUCUCUGGUCAGAGUGGAGCCAAAAUCACCAAUAAUCUGUUUCAGUUUGAGUUUAAAGGCCACAUGUGGGCACGCAUCCCAACAGAGCAUUUACUGCGGGGCUCUCCUCCUCCUCCUCAGAGACGCUACGGACACACUAUGGUCGCCUUUGACCGCCACCUGUAUGUAUUUGGAGGGGCUGCUGACAACACUCUGCCCAAUGAGCUUCACUGUUAUGAUGUGGACUCUCAGACCUGGGAGGUGAUUCAUCCCAGUCAAGACAGUGAGAUGCCCAGUGGGAGACUUUUCCAUGCUGCUGCUGUGAUUCAAGAUGCCAUGUACAUUUUUGGAGGGACUGUGGACAACAACGUACGCAGUGGGGAGAUGUACAGAUUCCAGUUCUCAAGCUACCCAAAGUGUACCCUUCACGAGGAUUAUGGCAAACUGUGGGAGAACCGUCAGUUCUGUGAUGUGGAAUUCAUUUUGGGAGAGAGAGAAGAGAGAGUCUUGGGGCACAUAGCCAUAGUUACUGCCAGGUGUCAGUGGCUGCGGAAGAAAAUCCUGCAGGCCCGAGACAGGCAGCGACAGCAGAGGACCAAACGUGAGAGUAGUGAGGAAAGUGAUGAGGGAGCAGCUGGAGGCCCAAGAGAUGUCCCAGCAGGCAAUAAGCCAUCGGGCACACAGCCCCUGCUGGAGGUAUCCAUCAGGGAAGCAGAAGCUCAGCCUUUCGAAGUCCUAAUGCAGUUUCUCUAUACUGACAAGAUUCAGUACCCUCGCAGAGGUCAUGUCCAGGACGUUCUUCUGAUAAUGGACGUGUACAAACUUGCUCUAAGUUUUAAGCUUUCACGACUGGAGCAGCUUUGUGUGCAGUACAUCGAGGCGUCUGUGGAUCUGCAGAAUGUUCUGAGUGUUUGUGAGAACGCCAACAAGCUGCAGCUGGACCAGCUCAAGGAGCACUGUCUCAACUUCGUAGUGAAGGAAUCCCACUUUAAUCAGGUGAUCAUGACCAAAGAGUUUGAGCAUCUUUCCACCCCACUGAUAGUGGAGAUAGUGCGUAGGAAGCAGCAGCCUCCCCCCAGAGUGUAUUCAGACCAGCCAGUGGACAUCGGGACGUCUCUGGUGCAGGACAUGAAGGCCUGCCUGGAGGGAGGAGGACUGGAGUUCUGCGACAUUAUUCUGCUGUUAGACGGACAUCCUCGACCUGCACACAAAGCCAUCCUUGCAGCUCGAUCCAGUUACUUUGAGGCGAUGUUCCGCUCCUUCAUGCCAGAAGACGGUCAGGUGAAUAUUUCCAUCGGUGAGAUGGUCCCAAGCAAGCAGGCUUUCGAAUCCAUGCUGCGCUACAUUUACUACGGUGACGUCAACAUGCCACCAGAAGAUUCUCUCUAUCUGUUUGCUGCUCCAUAUUACUACGGCUUCUCCAACAACAGGCUCCAGGCUUACUGUAAGCAGAACCUGGAGAUGAAUGUGACUGUGGAGAAUGUCCUGCAGAUCCUGGAGGCGGCAGACAAGACGCAGGCUCUGGACAUGAAGAAGCACUGCCUUCACAUUAUUGUCCAUCAGUUCAUCAAGGUAUCCAAGCUCCCCAACCUGCGGUCUCUCAGCCAGCUGCUGUUGUUGGACAUCAUUGAGUCUCUAGCUACGCACAUAUCUGACAAACAGUGUGCUGAAAUGGGCUCUGACAUUUAGGAUAACUCAGAAGAGCUAUUUACUUCUAAGAAGCCAUAUAUCUCCUACUUACCUACUUCUAUUCAUUCCUGCUGCACUGGAAUUCAUUUAUUUUAUUUAUGUUUUAGGUUUUUUUUUGUCCCUGCAUGUCUGACUCCUGUAUGAUGAAUGCCUUUCAUCUACGCUGUAUUUUGUGUCUCGCUGAAUUUGAGGCAGCAGUGAAAUCAACAAAGAAACCAGAAUGUGGCUUAGAAAUGUUAAAUACUGUAAAAAAAAAAAAAAAAAAAAAAAAAAAAAACUUUUUACACUUUGUCAUUUAUUUUGUAAACUUUUUGCAAGCUUGUCCUCUGCCCAGUAUUUAUCAAGUGUUUAUAAAAACCCAUAAGCAUUUCACUGUUCAUGAUUGUGACAUUAUAUGCAGAAUGUGUUUCAGGAAGGUCCACUUUGUCCACAUGCAGUUUAGACGCCAUCCGUCUCGGUUCUUCAGUUUGCUUUAUUCUCAGCUGUGAUCAAGCCUGUAAUAUGUGAUGUAAGGAAUCAGUCAUUGUAUACAAAGUAUUAGAAUGUGUUUCAUUAUGUCUGUGUCUAGUUAUAAUGUUACCAGUACUAACCAAAAAAAUCACUAUUCACUUUAAAAGGAACCAUCUAACAGUGACCAUUACGUUACUGUUGCAAAAUGUCUGUCCAUGUAGGAUUCAUGCGAUGAAAGCCUUAAUAAACUGCAUCAUAAAUCA
Molecule: messenger RNA, 3472 nt
Organism: Poeciliopsis prolifica (blackstripe livebearer)
Lineage: Eukaryota; Metazoa; Chordata; Actinopteri; Cyprinodontiformes; Poeciliidae
Gene: lztr1
Product: leucine zipper like post translational regulator 1
Exons: 19
Coding region: 414-2759 (781 amino acids)
Cellular component (GO): Golgi apparatus
Molecular function (GO): protein binding
Source: RefSeq, a predicted model, not a curated record